Molecule: messenger RNA, 5550 nt
Organism: Lytechinus pictus (painted urchin)
Lineage: Eukaryota; Metazoa; Echinodermata; Echinoidea; Temnopleuroida; Toxopneustidae
Product: CMP-N-acetylneuraminate-beta-1,4-galactoside alpha-2,3-sialyltransferase-like
Exons: 11
Coding region: 426-1631 (401 amino acids)
Molecular function (GO): sialyltransferase activity
Source: RefSeq, a predicted model, not a curated record
AGUGUAUUUCCAUCUCUUCAUCUUUUCAUUCCCCUCCCUGAUUACAGAUCCCCAUAUGUCCAUGGCUUGAUGCUUGGAUAGACGGAUCCAGUGUUGCAGAUGUUCUUGCUAUGCAUGAAAUUAAUUAGCCACCCACUGACCAUUAUCGCAUGCUGUGUUUCACCUCGUUCGUCUGGUCUUUGUAUUAGAUGAUCAAUGUCACCUGAUGAGAAACCAUCCUGUCAAGUUUUGAGUGAAGGAUCAACACAGCUCGUAUAAACCAUUCUGUAGCUUUCCAGCUUGGUAAAGGCAGGCAUCCUCUUUUUUUCAAAAGGGAUACAGAGAGCUGAUCAGAUGAAAGAACUUUCUCCCAGUCAUGACAAGUUAUAUGUUCAUUAUUAAGGUCGUGUCUGUAGACUAAACCAAUCAGUACUUAAUCAGGCAAAAUGGGGCGUACCAUGCUUCGCCUGCUGGAUCGCCAGGCACCAAGUAUCCUUCGUAGCCUCUUCUACAUCAUCCUGGUCUGUAUCUUAGUCCUGGCGGUGGACGUCAUGCUUCUACAGUACAGCAAGAAUAGCCGCUCCACCAAUCUCUUCGGGUACGGCGAUCUGGGCAUGCCGCCGCGCCGUUCCAGGCCACUAGAUUCGGAUGAGCUUGAGGAAGACUUUAGGUCUAGGAGACGACCCAUGAGACAUAAGGUCAAAGCAGACCAGGGUGGACCUCUUCCAUCUUUAGCUGUACCUAUCAAUAGAGAUUACUUUGAGUCUUCAAACAUAACAUGCCGGAAAGGGUAUUCUAGAAGGAAAUUGCAAGAGCUUUAUGGAGAUCGAUUUGAUGCAGAAAUACCUCUUUUUGUAGAUUCUGGUUUUCUUGAUAGGCCCAAUGCAGUGAAUCUACCAAUGCCCUUUGGCUUCAGAGAUGCAGAAAGGGCAAUACUGAAUAUCUUGAAACAUAUGCCAAAAACUGAAGUACCAGAUGACAUACCUCAAGAUUCAUGUCUUCGUUGUGUAGUACAAGGGAACGGAGGCAUCGCCACCAGAACCAGAAUUGGGGCAGUUAUUAAUAACUUUGAUAUAGUCUUCAGGUUAAAUUCUGCUCCGACCAUUGGUCAUGAGCGUGAUGUUGGACGGAAAACUACCUUCAGGAUGGCCUACCCGGAGAGUGCGUUCAGACGUCCAGAACAGUACGAUCCUGGCUGGACGUUUGUUGUUAUGAUGUUCAAACCACUUGACCUUGUCUGGCUAGAAACAAUCAUAAGAGGACGCAAGAUGAAUAGCGGGGAUGGAUUCUGGAAGAAGAUACCCCUUAGUGUUCCCAAGCCAACCAAAGACUUCCGCAUCUUUAAUCCAGAGAUUCUCCUCGAUACAGCCAAGAUGAUGGGGUUCAAGAUUGAUGAAGGCAAAGCAAAUAAGAACAUCCCAACGAGUGGGAUGCUGGCGAUAAUGAUGGCCGUGCGGCUCUGCGACGAGGUUGCCGUAGCAGGGUUCGGCUAUGACCCCAACAAGCCCGGAGCCCCGCUUCACUAUUAUGACUCUCUCCCCAUGAGGGAGAUCUGGAGAUCAUGGACCCAUGAUAUCCACCACGAAAGGGGCAUACUCAGGUUAUUCAAGCAACAGGGGAUCAUCUUAGAUUUGAGUGGGGGUAUCAGGUAACACUACACCCAAAUGAUCCAAUGUGGUGUAACAGAGAGAAGGGGAUUAUGUUAGAUUUUGAGUGACAGAAUUCUUCAACACUACACCUGUUGUGUUGUUACAGAUCUUCUUGGGAAUUACCUUAGAUUUGCAUAACAGAAUCUGUUAACAUCAUACCCAGAUGAUGCGAUGUGGCUUUCCUGAGAGAAAGACUGGAAUGACCUUCCACUUUCAUCUGUCUGUGUGAUAAGCAUACUCAACAUGGAGUAAUCAGACCAUGAGUAAUUAUGGAACGACCCUUUAAAAUGACAACAGACAUUUUGCUUUGGGAGAAUUCGCUGAUCUUUUGUGGCUACCAGUUGUCUGCUACUUCUAUUAGGUCUUUGAAAAUUGAUGUGCCAAAUUUUUAUUUUUAACCUAUUGUCACCAGGUUGACAAACUUCUUUGGGGAAAAAUCACUUCUUUGACAUUUGUUCAUGGAUCAAGGAAGGCUAUGUCCUCACGAUACAUGUAGCUCUUUAUCUUGAGAAACAGAACCACUUUUCCAUGUCAAAGGGUAGACUUUUCCAUUGGAAAAAGUAAUAUUUUGUUAUCAAGUUUUUCACUCUCUUGAACAUUUGUGACCUCCAUCCCCCAAAAUGUUAAAAUUUGAAAAUUAGCGUAUCUGAAAGAUAAAUUCUUCUUCAUACUGUCAAAUUUUUAAUUUAUAAAGUUGAAUAAAAGAGGGAUACCAGAGUUGUUUUUUUUUACAUGAUAUUUUCUGAACUUAGUGGAAGUUUCACAGAGAUAGCAGUGUGCACAUCUCAUGCUUGAAUGACCACUGAAAUUCAAACCUUGUUUUCUCCAUAUCCUUUUAAUUUCUAACCAAUUUAAGCUAUUUUUACUUUGAUUUUCAGCUUCAAGCCUUUAGUUUUGCUAAAUCCCACCAAAAGUGCAUGCCAUUCUUCUAAUUAAUUACUCAAUUAUAUUGGUGCACAUGCCCCAGAAUGGUUAUGGUGUGAACCAUAUUAACUAAAAUUUGUUUAUUGGAUAAAUUGACCCAUUUUACAUCAAAAUGUAAUUCAAUGGUGUGCUGAUCAAAAGCUUUCCAAUAUUGAUUGCCUAAAUCAGUAAAUCAAAGUGAUUUUUUUAUUGAAAAUACGUUCAGUCGUUCAGUGACUGUUUCACUUUUGUGUAAUGGAAAUGUUAGAUGAUACAUGAGUCUAAUUCACAUUACUGACCUUUUAAUACCAAAGCUUUAGACAGUCUUUAAUUUUAGCUUAUUUCAGCUUUCCUUCGUACAAAACUAUGGGAGCUUUAUAUUUCAACUUUUUCAAUAUUCCCCAGCUUUACACAGCUCUUUUUAUUUGUGAUUACAUACACAUCCCUGAACAAAUAAACUUGAGCAAUGAAUUAAAAAAAUAAGAAUUAGCUGAAACUUUUCAGAAACACACACACAUUUGUGCUACAAUCACAGAGAUGAAACUGACUCCAGCCUGACAAAAGCUAAUGUGUUGUUACCAAUGGCAUAACAUUGCUUGUUUUCGUUUCCAGGCAUUUUCGUUCGUGUGAACGCAGCAUUAUGUAUGUGAAUAUUAGUACGAACAGGUACAUUUUAACAUAUCAUGGAAAUAUUUUAAGGUUGAAGUGACUUUGUACAAAUGUAACCAAUGAAAAAAAUACAUCACUGUACAUGUAUAUAUACAUGUCUGUUCUUUUCUCAGCCAUUAGUUAUAGAAUGUAUUAGUGGAAUGGCUAUUUAAUUUUAACAAAAUAAGAGAUACGUUUCAAAGUUUGCAUAUUUCUAUUGUGGUUGAGGUAGAUAGAGCUCUUGGCCAGGAAUGAGCAACCUCAAAUGAAAUCUGCUUUCAUAUAUUUAUGUAUGUAUGAUGUAACAAAAUGCGAUUUGUAUGUUUUGUAUUCAAGAUGUUCCCUUUCACAGUUGCAAGAUGAUGGUACUUUCGAAACAAAACAAAACUGCCAAAAUUCAUCAAUAUCAUUUUUUUUCUUUUAGAGAUUUAAUAUAAAGGUCAAAAUAGGCCUGUUUUGAGAAGUUGUAUGUUGGCUAAUUCCUUUGACUCACGUACAUGCAUAGUAUUGAUUUGGUGAUACAUAAACUUCAAGCAUAUAUGACAUUAUUAUCAUCCUAUAAAUAGAGGAUGUCUUUCUUUGAUAAAAGGAGAAGCAAGUAACAACAUUUAAGAGAACACCUCAUAGUCUUUACUAGUAAAUACAUGAAAUAUUAAGUCACCAAGCUGCCAAUUUUUAUUCACAGAGUCUUGGUAAUUUAUUUUUCAAACAGACAAAAUUGUCUCAUUUCAUGUCCGAUUUCUGUCAAAAGUUCACCAUUAUGUUUUUUCUGAUUUUCUCCUUUUACACAAAUCAAUUUAUUACCAAAGAUGGAUAACCCUGUAACUGUUCAUAUAAUUCAUCAUUACACCGAUUAAUUUUUUUCUAUCUUGUAUUAGAAGGGCAGUCUUUCUAGCAAACUUUGCCAUAUUAUGCUCUUCCAAUUACGUACUGAACAAUGAACUUUCCAAUCUUCAUGAACAAGUGAAUAUGAGCAUUGUUAUACACUGAAUGAAAUAUAAUUGAAUGAAAAAAAGCAUUUUCGAUAUAUUUUCUGCUAGUCAUGAAAUAUAAAGUUAGCUGGUAGAAUAGAUUAUUUUUUUUAAUGCACUGUAAUAACCUUUUUGUUGAAAGCCAAAGAACUAUCUGUAUAUUUGCCAAGAAUAUUGCAAUGAUGUUAUCAGUGGAUGUAAAUAGUAUUAUAUUGUGAGUAUUCUUCCUGUAUAUUAUGCAAAUGUUAUUGUGUGUCUGUUUUUUUUUUUUCGUUUAAAGCAGUAUUUAAAUAUGCUUAUCACCCAAUUCUUAGUAUAGUCCUCAAACAGAUGCAGCAGUGUUUGGUAUACAAAUCAAGAGAUGAUUUCAAGUUCAGUCUUGGUUUGGUGUUGGAAACACAAUUGAGGUUGUCUUCUCUGGGUCCAAAACCUAACGUGAGCUCUAAUACAAGAAAUGAUAAAGAUCACAUUGAUAGCUCAUCACUUAUUGAGAUGGUCUCAAAUCCAACUUUACUUUAAAUUUGGUGCUUAGCUGAUGUAGAAAUUGACACAAACCAACACCAAGAGGUAAACACUAAGUUAAAAGAUGAAUGAAAGUAGUUGCAGCAAACACCGAUUUAAUUAGAAAGUCUAUAAAACCAAGGUUAAGUGUCACUUUAUCAUUCUAGAUCUAGAUCUGGUACAGUCGCAUUAACCAAACUUUGUGAAAAUCAUGAAAUCUACGCUGAAAAACAAUCACUAUGAAGAUCACCAACACAUUAUUAGUGAUUAGAAAAACAGACCUGGCAAAUUGCCUGAAUGUCCUUUUUAUUUCUCGGCAAUUACAAUGUUUCUUGGGGAAUCCUUUGGCACUUUUUUUGUUUUGUUUUAUUCAUACAUACAGACAUGUGGGUGAUCUUUUGAUUGGAUUCUGUACGAACUCAUUUUGAAAUCGUUGCAACUGGCAUUUAUCUUUGAAAUUACUCUGAAAAUCAGGCCAGCAUGUCUCACUAAUAAGUCACUUUCUGGGGAGUGCAUAUUCUGUUUUAUAGUUUUUUGUGUGUUGAAAAAGAUUUUUGUCUCAAAAUAAUUUUAGAAAUGAUUAUGAUGAUAAGAAUACUGGACUUAAGUUUAAGUUGUAUGAUACAAGCCCAAUUAAGAUGUCCUCCGAUUUACUGUACAUAUAACUAGAGCUGCAUUUGAAAAACCAAAUUAAGGGAGGAGUUAUUAUGAUAAUCGUAUUCAUCUACAAGUACAAUACAAACUGCCAAAUAAGCCCUUUUAUGGACAUUUAGUUUAGUAAUCAGUAGUUAUUGAUUUAGUGCAAUACAAUUGCAAUUAUAUCUUUUCUCUCGCCAAGCAACACAUGAAAUUGAGUCAUAUUUGUUUUAUAAUAAAUUAAUGAAAUACACGUUUCCAAA